Molecule: messenger RNA, 1307 nt
Organism: Cylicocyclus nassatus
Lineage: Eukaryota; Metazoa; Nematoda; Chromadorea; Rhabditida; Strongylidae
Source: the annotation of a GenBank genome assembly
AGAGCUGUCAACAUUUAUUAAUUCUCCGCGAUUCACGGGUUACGGUAACCAGAAAUGGUCGCAGUUUACUGUUUUGCAGAAUGACUAUACAUUCUACAACACGGCCAGCCGAGCCGAUAUCGCCAGGUGAACAAGAGCAAGUAGAUGAACUCAGAGCAAGGCUAAACGAAUGCCUCAAGAAAAUUCCUGAUGAUCUCGACACUGAUCUGAAUUUGGUUCGAUGGCUUCGUGGUUACCAUGGGGAUAUCGAGAAGAUCUGCACGAAUUUCUCAAAGUACGUUUCCUCCAGAAUUGCCACUGGCUUCGUAGGCCGAGAUCUCCCUGAGAAAUACUUUGAGAUGCCAGCCGUCAAACCAUUUUUACCAUUUAUCGCCUCAUCACGCCUCAAUGAUUCCGUAUGGUCCGAAGAGCACAAUGCAUUCAUGUUCGUUGAGAGAGCUUGGUCUCAGCCAAGAGAGUUCAUCAAGACCUUCAAGACCAGCGAUUAUUUGAUACAUUGCUUUGGAUACUCAGAAUUACUGCUGCAGCUCAUUCUCGAGCGUGAAAGAAAGCAGCCAAAAGACAAAGGACCAGUUCAAUUUAUUGUGAUUUUUGAUCUUGCCACCGUCAAUAUCACAGACUAUGUGAACCCUAUGAGCGGCUAUAUGAAACUGUGGCAACUGCGAUCAGAACUUUGGCAGGAUUGGUAUCCAGAAGUAGUGCAAGUGAUCUACCUCGUUAACCCACCACGACUUGUUAGUCUAAUUUGGAAAAUUGCUCGACUAUUUUUAUCAGAAGAAAAUCUCCGAAAAAUGGUAAUUGUUGGCGAUAAGGAGAUGCCUAAGCACAUAAAUAAGCACUGCGUUCCUAAGGAGUAUGGAGGGGAAUUUGUAAAUAAAGACAUGCCCGGUGAUGAAUCCGGUGUGAGCAUUAGACGGAAAAUUACUUCAGCCGAUCAUUAUCAAGCUUAUCAGCAUUAUGAAUUGCGAGGGGUUCAAAGGCCUAAGCCUGCUAAGAAGGACAUCUCACCCGGAGAGUUCUUCACUAUCCCAAUCAUCGUCCCAGAUGGGAAAAGCCUCUUGUGGGAUUUCACCACGAGUGGAGAAAUCGAGUUUUUCGUUUAUAAAGAUAAGGACGAACGCCACCUUGUCUAUCCACGCUUACGAUUGGUCACUGCAAAACUUGCCGAAGAAGGUGUUCUGCCCAACUUGCCCGGUGGAGAGUACUCAUUAGUGUUUGGAAAUCGUGGCACAUAUUUUACGACCAAACUUGAGUAUGCUAUCACACUCGUCUAAACUGUAAAUCUCAAUAAAUCUAUUAAUGUCUUG